GACUGGGAAGUUGAACUGGAAAAGAAAGGCUUAGCACCAGUUUUUUCUCUCUCUCACAAGACUGAUCAGCAAUCUGAGUUCAUGAUGCAGCUUUAUGGAGCUCUGAUCCUGUGUGUGACUCUGUCUGCAGCAUGUGGACUAAAGUGCUACACAUGCACAGCCACUGAUCCGAAAUCCUGCACAAACAUCGAAUCUUGUUCCAGCUUAUUCAACCGUUGUUCCUCUGUCAGUGCCGAAUUAAACGGUGUGACAAUGGUUACCAAGGGCUGCCUAAACAGUUUAGCCUGUAUCAGUCCUAUAACUUGCUGUGAAGGGGACCUGUGUAACAGCGCUAUUCCAACUGGUCCCAGUGCCAUCCUGCUGCUGGUGUCCUCAGCCAUCCUCAAACUUCUUUUCUGAGGCUGUGGAAUGAUGUUAUUUCCAUGCUGCAUUUUUUUCUGAUUCUAUUUUGUAAAACUAAGGAAGAAAUAAUUAACUUUGGAGUGCCAUGAUAUGAAAUAAAAGUCUCCUUGACAUUUUGAUCUUUCACUCAAGGUAGUUCAGGGCCUGUCCUAUUCAAAUACUGUACUGAUUCAAUGUAAAC
This is a messenger RNA of Archocentrus centrarchus (flier cichlid), 583 nucleotides long. RefSeq names its product prostate stem cell antigen-like. The transcript has 3 exons. The coding region runs from base 82 to 399 and encodes 105 amino acids. The record is from RefSeq and is a predicted model, not a curated record. Lineage: Eukaryota; Metazoa; Chordata; Actinopteri; Cichliformes; Cichlidae.